GUCGUUCUGUGAAUCACAUAACAAAAAAACACUCGUUGUUCAACUUGACACAUUCUUCAUAUUAAGGAUCAUUCGAAAAUUUACUUGUGAAUUGGUAGCAGUAAUGAGUUGAUAGGUACUGAAAAAGAGUGCAUUUUUUGAUUUGGAGUUUUCCUGACAUAUUCACCAAUAUUAAAGGAAAAAUUAUAAGUGCAUUCGAGUCUGUUCAAUUCAAUAUUUCCAUUGGAUAUGUUCACGAUGAGAAACUGCAGUAUCAUUUUAUUAGCAACAGUGUUCUUUUUUUGGACCAUAGAUCCAUCAAUGAGUGGCUUGACUGGUCAGCAAAAUACAGACAAUCCAGGCAGUGUCAACAAAUUCAACAGGGUGAGCUUUCCUAACGCUUGGCCAAAUCAAAUUAAUCAGAAUCCAGUAACAGAUUAUACCAAAGACAAGGAUAAACAGGGUGGAGUAUUCAGUCAAGGUUAUAUGUGGCCAGCUCAAAAAUCAGACAAUAAAGACGAUGACAGCGAUAAUGAUGACAGUGAUCAAGGUAAUCCUUACAACAAUGGUAUUACCCAAAAAAAGGGAAAUCUUUUUGGAGGAUUACAGCUCGGUACCUUCGGACGGACACAAAAACCAAGCAAAGACGAUUACGGUAAUGAUAGCAGUAGUGACGACGAUGACGACAGCGAUGGUGCUCAACGUAGAGAUGCAAGGUACAAUGAUGAAGCAGCAAUUCGUGCAUCAAUGAAUGGUUAGAAAACAGAUACAUGCAGCAAGGUGACCAUAAGGACGACUAAAAAAAAACUUUCGAGUUGUAAAAAUUUCAAAAAAAAUAAAAAAUAAAAUUACAUAUAACAGGA
Messenger RNA from Planococcus citri (citrus mealybug), 842 nucleotides. RefSeq lists its product as uncharacterized. The coding region runs from base 229 to 738 and encodes 169 amino acids. The record is from RefSeq and is a predicted model, not a curated record. NCBI's taxonomy places the organism in Eukaryota, Metazoa, Arthropoda, Insecta, Hemiptera, Pseudococcidae. The transcript is spliced from 4 exons.